Messenger RNA from Agrilus planipennis (emerald ash borer), 690 nucleotides. RefSeq lists its product as uncharacterized. Bases 137 to 634 code for a protein of 165 amino acids. The record is from RefSeq and is a predicted model, not a curated record. Lineage: Eukaryota; Metazoa; Arthropoda; Insecta; Coleoptera; Buprestidae. Gene Ontology annotation, biological process: mitochondrial electron transport, NADH to ubiquinone. The transcript is spliced from 2 exons.
GCAACGUUACUGAAGAAGUCGUUAAUACAGGAUGCUGUCCGAACAGCUGUUCUAUAACCUCCAAAACCGUAGUCAACCAUAGUCUUAUGUAACAUAUUUAAUUAAGUGUUGUUUACUUUCCUAAAUUAUAAACAAGAUGGUAAAAGCCUCAGAGACCGGGGGCGUAAAGCCCAUGUCCAUUGCUGGACGUUUUAUUCGGGAAAGAGAACGUUUACUUGGUAUGUCAGAUGAAGAAAGAAAGUGGCGAGCCCAAUGGUUAAAAGACCAACAACUAACCCCCAACGAACCCAAACAUGUUCCAGAAUUGUAUAAAGAAAAGUAUAAUUUUAUUCGAAGAGCGUACAAAGCUCCUUUAGAUAAGUUGGCUAGUGUUUUAGAACCAACAUUGGGGCAUGACCGUACUGUGAAGUAUCGGUAUUUUACAGGGAAAUUCUUUUUGGGUUUGUAUUUAACACUAGGAGCAUUUUACUAUUUCAAAUACAACAGCUACGAUUGGACGUAUAAAGGUGGUUGGAAAGUUAUGCACUCCAGGAAGUCAGUGUUACCUGGAGAUCCAAACUGGCCGGAAGUGUCAGACAAGAAGCCUAAUGAAUAUGCUGACUUUGGUUUUAGUAAAAACACUCUAAACUUGUAAAUAAAUAAAAAUAAUCAUAAGAAUUAAUUAGUUGUAUUAGGUAAAAAAUUAAAAAU